Molecule: messenger RNA, 2879 nt
Organism: Helianthus annuus (common sunflower)
Lineage: Eukaryota; Viridiplantae; Streptophyta; Magnoliopsida; Asterales; Asteraceae
Product: cell division control protein 48 homolog D
Exons: 7
Coding region: 134-2560 (808 amino acids)
Biological process (GO): autophagosome maturation; retrograde protein transport, ER to cytosol; mitotic spindle disassembly
Cellular component (GO): VCP-NPL4-UFD1 AAA ATPase complex; cytosol; nucleus
Molecular function (GO): polyubiquitin modification-dependent protein binding; ATP hydrolysis activity; ATP binding
Source: RefSeq, a predicted model, not a curated record
AAACAAUAUCUUUCGUAGCAAGAAACGGAUUCCUGUUCUCAACCUUUCACUAUAUAUACAUACAAAUCCCCAUUCUCCAUACAUUCUUCACUCUCGAUUUCAAAACCAAUCAAUCUUGUUCAACAACAACAUAAUGAGCAAUCAACCUGAAUCAUCCGACUCUAAGGGCACGAAGCGUGAUUACAGUACGGCCAUUCUGGAACGGAAGAAGGCUGCCAACAGAUUGGUUGUUGAUGAAGCUGUUAAUGAUGAUAAUUCUGUUGUUGCCAUGCAUACGGACACAAUGGAGAAGCUUCAGCUUUUUAGAGGCGAUACCAUCUUGAUUAAGGGAAAGAAAAGAAAAGAUACUGUAUGUAUAGCUCUUGCUGAUGACACAUGUGAUGAGCCCAAAAUUAGAAUGAACAAGGUUGUCAGGGCUAACCUACGGGUCAGGCUCGGCGAUGUAGUAUCGGUUCACCAAUGUGCUGAUGUGAAAUACGGCAAACGGGUUCACAUCCUUCCAGUUGAUGAUACCAUUGAAGGCGUCACCGGCAAUAUCUUUGACGCCUACUUAAAACCAUACUUUUUGGAAGCAUAUCGACCCGUUAGAAAAGGCGACUUUUUCCUCGUGAGGGGAGGCAUGCGAUCCGUAGAGUUCAAAGUUGUCGAAACCGAUCCUGCAGAAUACUGUGUAGUGGCACCAGAUACCGAGAUUUUCUGUGAAGGCGAGCCCAUUAAACGGGAGGAUGAAGAUCGAUUAGACGAAAUCGGUUACGAUGACGUUGGUGGUGUCCGCAAACAAAUGGCCCAAAUCCGUGAGCUUGUCGAGCUUCCGUUAAGACAUCCGCAGCUUUUCAAGUCAAUCGGGGUCAAACCACCGAAGGGUAUUCUUCUUUACGGGCCUCCCGGGUCGGGUAAGACGUUAAUAGCCCGAGCUGUUGCUAACGAAACGGGCGCUUUCUUUUUCUGUAUAAACGGCCCGGAAAUCAUGUCGAAGUUGGCUGGAGAAAGCGAGAGUAAUUUACGAAAGGCGUUUGAGGAAGCGGAGAAGAACGCGCCGUCGAUUAUUUUUAUCGACGAAAUCGAUUCGAUCGCUCCGAAACGGGAAAAAACAAAUGGAGAAGUUGAAAGAAGGAUUGUUUCACAGCUUUUGACGCUAAUGGACGGGCUGAAAUCACGGGCCCAUGUUAUCGUCAUGGGUGCGACUAACCGUCCCAACAGCAUUGACCCGGCUUUGAGGCGAUUCGGUAGGUUUGACCGGGAAAUCGAUAUCGGUGUUCCUGACGAAGUGGGUCGGCUCGAGGUUCUUCGUAUUCAUACCAAGAACAUGAAGCUGGCUGAUGAUGUGGACUUGGAAAAGAUUUCGAAAGAGACACACGGGUAUGUAGGUGCUGACCUGGCGGCUUUGUGUACCGAGUCGGCACUCCAGUGUAUUCGAGAGAAGAUGGAUGUGAUUGAUUGGGAAGAAGAGUCGAUCGAUGCGGAGAUUCUUAAUUCUAUGGCGGUUACGAACGAGCAUUUCAAAACCGCACUUGGUUCAAGCAACCCGUCUGCGCUUCGUGAGACGGUUGUUGAAGUGCCGAACGUUAGUUGGGAAGAUAUCGGUGGCCUCGAAAAUGUUAAACGAGAGCUCCAAGAGACCGUACAAUAUCCAGUCGAACACCCUGAAAAGUUUGAGAAAUUCGGCAUGUCACCAUCUAAAGGAGUCCUGUUUUACGGUCCACCCGGGUGUGGAAAAACGCUUCUAGCCAAGGCUAUUGCCAAUGAAUGCCAAGCUAACUUCAUCAGCAUCAAGGGUCCGGAACUGCUAACCAUGUGGUUCGGUGAAAGUGAAGCUAACGUUCGUGAGAUCUUUGAUAAGGCCCGUCAGUCCGCUCCCUGUGUCCUGUUUUUCGAUGAGCUGGACUCCAUUGCUACCCAGAGAGGGAGUAGUCAAGGAGACGCAGGCGGUGCGGCCGACAGGGUUUUGAACCAACUUUUGACCGAAAUGGACGGGAUGUCGGCUAAGAAAACAGUUUUUAUUAUCGGUGCAACUAACAGGCCCGAUAUUAUUGAUCCAGCCCUUUUGAGGCCCGGUCGUCUUGACCAGUUAAUUUACAUUCCUCUCCCUGAUGAGGAAUCCCGUUACUCGAUUUUCAAAUCAGCGUUAAGAAAAUCGCCUGUUGCAAAAGACGUUGAUCUUCACGCACUUGCUAAAUACACUCAGGGAUUUAGCGGUGCUGACAUUACUGAAAUCUGCCAGCGCGCGUGCAAGUACGCCAUUCGUGAAAACAUUGAAAAAGAUAUUGAGAGGGAGAAGAGAAGAAGCGAGAACCCGGAGGCAAUGGACGAGGACGUGGACGAUGAGGUGGCGGAGAUCAAGGCAACACAUUUUGAAGAAUCGAUGAAAUUUGCGCGUAGAAGUGUUAGUGACGCUGACAUACGUAAAUACCAGGCGUUUGCUCAGACGCUUCAGCAGUCGAGAGGGUUUGGGUCCGAGUUCAAGUUUGCUGAGACAAGUGGUGCAGCCGCUGGUGCGGGUAGCUCGGACCCAUUUGCUGCUUCUGCAGGGGCAGCUGAUGAGGAUGACCUAUAUAACUAACUUGAAACACACUUAUUUAACUUCUCAAGUUUUUUUUUUUUUUUUUUUUUUUUCACUAGACAAUCUUUAUAAUGUUAUAAAACCUUUGGUAUUCAAGAACUAAUGUUUAUAUUUUGAUCCAAGUGAGUCAUUUAUUCGAAACAAGCUUGAACCCUACCGUCGUAUAGUGUGGUGGGUUUGAACAGGUGAACCUAUCAGCCGGAUGGAUCAUUGGUUUGGUUUCGUGGUUCUUUUGAAUCUUUUUGGUCUUUUCGGUUUUUGCUUUUACCUUCUCGUAUCGACAGUUUGAAUGGUUUCGUUGUGGUACGGAUGAAAACCU